Molecule: messenger RNA, 959 nt
Organism: Perkinsus marinus ATCC 50983
Lineage: Eukaryota; Perkinsozoa; Perkinsida; Perkinsidae
Product: DNA helicase, putative
Exons: 6
Biological process (GO): DNA repair; replication fork processing
Cellular component (GO): nuclear replication fork
Source: RefSeq, a predicted model, not a curated record
GACGACUUGUCAACAAGUGGGUUGGGGCCAAAAACAAAGAGGAACUUUAUAAUCUGCUCACAAAUACGAUAAUGAUACGACGAUUAAAGAAGGAUGUGUUGAAGGAACUACCUGAAAAAAAUAGAAUUAAAGUCCCUUUAGACAUCACAGACGGCAAAUCCCAAAAGGUUUUGGCGGAGGUGCAGCAAGCUCAGAAGACUAUGAGAGAGUUGAGUAGAGAGAGCCUUAUGAAUGGUGAUGGGCGCCAGAGGUCUCAAGGAUUCCUCGAAAUAUGGAGGAAAACUGGCGAGGCUAAAAUAGGGGCUGUCAAGGACUAUCUCGAUUAUCUACUUGACAACGAUUGUAAGAUGCUUGUCUUCGCUCAUCAUCGUAGUAUGCUCGAUAAGCUUGAGGAGAAAGUUGAAGGGAUCCUACAUAUAAAGGGGAGCUCAGCUGGGAAGAACUUCGGGCUAAUACGUAUAGAUGGGCAGACUCCACAGACCAAGCGACCAGAAUUAGUAAAGAAGUUCCAGGAGGACGAUGACAUCAGAGUUGCUGUCCUGUCCAUCACUGCUUGCUCUGAAGGAUUGACAUUGACUGCUGCUAGUGUAGUAGUCUUUGCUGAGCUCUAUUGGGUACCUGGCACCAUCGAGCAGGCUGAGGCACGAGUGCAUCGAAUUGGCCAAACUAAGAGUUGUGUGGAUAUACAUUACCUAAUAGCUAGAGGCUCUCCAGAUGAAGCGGUGUAUGCCUGUUUGAAGCGAAAGAAGGAGGACACAUCUGCCAUCCUUAAUGGUGAAGUCGAAACUCUAAAGGCAUAUGACUCACCAAUCGGAAGCGGCGGCCGCCGCUUUGGUGGUAUCAAAAGGAUGCGGUCAAUCGCUGAGCUCAUGAAUACGGUUGAGGCAGCUGUUGAGGAGGUCACUGAAGAGAUGCCACCAGCCGCUAAACGAUCAGUUACGUCAUUAGGGGACGGCUGA